UCUAGACGGGGUAGAUUGAUUACAUAUGUUUAUGCACAUGUGGGUUUUGGCGCGAACCAGGUGAACAAAGAACGGGUAGUCGUGCUUGAUUGGCUGGAAAGAGUUUAGCUUGUUUGUGAUUGGUGGGGAUUUGAAUAUAAAUAGAGAUUUCGGGGAGUCGAUGGGACUGGACUUGACUGGAGGGGAACAAAGACGAACGAGACUGAAAAGCUGGCAUCCGUGUGGCGUGUACUGUUAGCGACCUGUAGCAUUUGUAAGCAAUAUAUAUCUUUUGGUGAACACAAAUUAUAUACUUUGACUUUGAUUAUUUUACUCUAAAUUCUUUCAUUCAAACCCUUGUGUAACUUCUAUGCUACAUGUCAAUGUGCGUUCAUAUUAUUUUCAGUUUUUACUGACUGUCCUAAGUGCCUGUGGUCGGCUGGUCGCCCACGGAGUCUCCAACUCCACUGCCAAGUUUACUGGUUCGUUGUCUGACACACUGGGAAAAGUUUCUAUGGAUCAGAGACACCAGGAGAUGCGCGAGGAGGUCAGAGUGCACUCUGGUAGCAGUGGGGCACAUCUAAAGGCUGGACUGCAGGGCCUGGGAAUUGGAGUCGUUGGCGGUCUCGCGGGCGUAUUUAUGCAGCCCAUAGAGGGUGCUGCUAAGGAUGGAGUCGCGGUAGGUUAAGAGGUCUAUAAUAAAGUUGAGAACUAAACCGUAUUAUAGAAAAUGAAAAAAGCUCAUUUUUAGCUCGCCUUGACAUCGACAAGAUGAG
This is a messenger RNA of Priapulus caudatus, 755 nucleotides long. Its product is annotated as vacuolar protein sorting-associated protein 13D-like. Lineage: Eukaryota; Metazoa; Priapulida; Priapulimorpha; Priapulimorphida; Priapulidae. The record is from RefSeq and is a predicted model, not a curated record. Gene Ontology annotation, cellular component: extrinsic component of membrane. Gene Ontology annotation, biological process: mitochondrion organization; protein retention in Golgi apparatus; protein targeting to vacuole. The coding region runs from base 350 to 667 and encodes 105 amino acids. The transcript is spliced from 2 exons.